Messenger RNA from Pseudoliparis swirei, 2751 nucleotides. RefSeq names its product zic family member 2 (odd-paired homolog, Drosophila), a (gene ptprjb.2). Gene Ontology annotation, biological process: regulation of transcription by RNA polymerase II; central nervous system development. Gene Ontology annotation, cellular component: nucleus. Gene Ontology annotation, molecular function: RNA polymerase II cis-regulatory region sequence-specific DNA binding; DNA-binding transcription factor activity, RNA polymerase II-specific. The record is from RefSeq and is a predicted model, not a curated record. Lineage: Eukaryota; Metazoa; Chordata; Actinopteri; Perciformes; Liparidae. The transcript is spliced from 3 exons. Bases 596 to 1921 code for a protein of 441 amino acids.
GCGGUUUUUUUUCCUCCAUCUGAGAUGCUCCGGUCACUCUAGCUCUGUGCGCGCACCGGACACCCAGUAAGAUAAUUAUUUCAUUCUUCUCCGAGUGCAUAUAUAUAUAAAUCUAUAUAUAUUUUGGGGUGUUUUUUCUCCUUUUCUUUGCAAAAAGAGGGGGGGGGCGGGUUGUUGAACGCGGCCAACUGUCGCAGUCGAGAGAGACGAGGAGGACGCGGGGAAGCUCCUCACUCCGGUUGGAUUCUUUUUUUUGUUGAGGCUCAAGUUAACUAAGAAGUAGAUCCGAUAAGCCGAGCUGAUUUCUCCUCCUCCUCCUCCUCCUCCUUCUCAUUCUUCUCCUUCUGCGUGUGUAUCUCCCCCUCUGCCUCCUCGUGAGCGGAGCAGUGGUCUCGAGUCUCGCCUGACAGGGUACCAUGUCUCCAAGGUUUGGAAGUUGACUCGAUGCUCACCACCAUCUGAUUUUUUGUGUUCCUUUUAACUUACUCGCCGCAUAGCCCUCGAAUUCAUUCCAACCAUCAUCAUCAACAACAAUAACAACAACAACAACAACAACACUACUACUACGACUACUACUACAACAGCAGCUGAAACCAUGUUACUGGACGCCGGUCACCAGUUCCCCGGACUGGGGUCGUUCGCCAGGCAUCAGUCGGCGAGCGAGAUGCAGGAGCGAGACUUGAGCCUGGCCCAGAACAGCUUCGUGGACUCCGCGCACAUGGGCGCGUUUAAGCUCAACCACGACCUCUCCCCGGGACAGAGCUCUGCCUUCACCAGCCAGGCGCCGGGCUACCCCGCCGCGGCUCUCGGGGCGCACGCCGCGCAUGUCACGUCGUACGCGAGCUCUCCGUUCAACUCCACCCGGGACUUUCUCUUUCGCAGCCGCGGCUUCGCGGAGUCCUCUCCGGCGAGCGGGCAGCACGCGCUCUUUGGCCCCGCGGCGGGGUCCCUGCAUCACUCCCACACAGACACUCAAGGCCACAUCCUGUUCCCGGGGAUCCACGAGCAGCACGGCUCCCACGGCUCCCCGAACGUGCUCAACGGGCAAAUGAGGCUCGGACUACCUGGGGAGGUGUUCGGCCGCUCCGAGCAGUACCACCAGGUGUCCAGCCCGCGCGCCGACCCGUACUCGGCGGCGCAGCUGCACAACCAGUACGGCUCCAUGAAUAUGAACAUGGGGAUGAACAUGGCAGCCCACCACCACCCCGGUGCCUUCUUCCGCUACAUGCGGCAGCAGUGCAUCAAGCAGGAGCUCAUCUGCAAGUGGAUCGACCAGGAGCAGCUGAGCAACCCGAAGAAGAGCUGCAACAAAACUUUCAGCACCAUGCACGAGCUGGUCACGCACGUCUCCGUGGAGCACGUCGGCGGCCCGGAGCAGACCAACCACAUCUGCUUCUGGGAGGACUGCGUGCGGGAGAGCAAGCCGUUCAAGGCGAAAUACAAACUGGUGAACCACAUUCGGGUGCACACCGGGGAGAAGCCGUUCCCGUGCCCGUUCCCCGGCUGCGGGAAGGUGUUCGCGCGGUCGGAAAACUUGAAGAUACACAAGAGAACGCACACAGGAGAGAAGCCGUUCCAGUGUGAGUUUGAAGGCUGCGACAGAAGGUUCGCGAACAGCAGCGACCGAAAGAAACACAUGCACGUGCACACGUCGGACAAGCCUUACCUCUGCAAGAUGUGCGACAAGUCCUACACACACCCCAGCUCUCUACGGAAACACAUGAAGGUCCACGAAGCCUCCCCACCAGCAUCCGAGUCCUCGCCGGCGGCCAGCUCCGGCUACGAGUCCUCCACCCCUCCGGGCCUGGUGUCUCCCACCGCCGAGACCCAGAACAACACCACCCUGUCCCCGGCCUCGGCGGUGUACAACGCCACCGGCCACAGCGGCCUGUCCUCCAAUUUCAGUGAAUGGUACGUGUAGGACCGAGCCGACACUCACUUCACAGCACUGGACCGUUCGGCGCGAAGAGAUUUUGGGACACACGUGCACAACGGAGACACAAAACAUUUGUUUGUUAUGACUUUUUUUUUUUUCCACCAGGGAAGAUUGAGGAUUAUCAACAGAGGAAAAGAUGUAUCAUAGUCGAGGUGUAUUUCAUAUUGUAAAUAAUUACUAAAAGCCCACUUUCCCCCCCAUCGGUCGUGCUAGUUCGUCUUUGGUGUCUAGAUGUUCCUUCAAUGGUAGCUAUUUCUCUAACUGGACUUUUAGUGCACAUAUUACAAUAAAUAAAUAAAAAUUGUACUAUUAUGUUGAAUAUUGUGAUCCUAAGGCAAAUUGAUUGUACUAUACUAAACAUCUAUAAACUGGAAUGAGUGCCAAAGUUAACAUUUAACUCCAACAACAGACCACAAUAUUACGGUUGUGAAUGUAUAUUUUUAGUUUGCUGGGCUUUAACUUGUGAUGUUUUGUGCUUUGCAAGUUUGAAUUGUGAAAUACUAUCUGGAGGAUUGUGGGGGAAAUAAACCUUGUGCCGUUCAAUUUUCUGUAACUACACACCCUUCCUUUUGUAAAUAUCAACUGCCAUAUUUAUCCAUUUGUAAUUAAAUUAUGGUAUUUACUUGCUACAGAUGAAACAGUAUUUAUAAAAGAAUGUUUCUUUACUAUAAAUAUGUACAAUUGCGAGCUAAACAUGGGCAGUUGUUUCGUUAUGUGCUUUUGUUCAAAGUUUUAAGAGGUGUUUCCUUCCUUAUUGUGAUAAGAAUUUUACUGCAUACAAAUAUAAUAAAAAGGUGUUGCAAGUGCUAAAUAUU